UGUCACAAGAUGGUACAGGCCAGAGUGCAGUAGCCCACUAUGAGGCUCUCCCCCCGUCCCUAAGCUGCACAGCUCCCUACAACCCUAGAGUGAGCCUGUCUGAUAGAGAGCGCAAGACAGAGUGUGUGUCUGUGUGUGAGUGUGUGUGUGAUCACAGAGGCAGCCGCCGAGAUGAGAGUGUGAAGCAGUGAGAGGGAAAACCCUAGAAAGAACAGCAGAGGCAAUCAGAAAGAGGGAGAGGACGUCAGCAAAAAAAAAGACAGAGCAGAGCAGAGGACACUGAGGAGGAGAGAAUCAGGGGGGGGCGGAUAAAGGACCAUGUGAAUCUACCAUCUUUAGACCAGGUCCCAAAGUCAACAGAGGCAAUGACUAGAUGACCGACCACCACAGACACACACCAGCAUCCUGUCCUGGAGCCUCGACAGGGAGGGACUAGAGACUUCCACACACACUCCAGGGGUAAACACGCGCUCUUCAACCAAUCCCCACAUCCACUGGAUCAUGUCGUCCACCGGGUCGACCAACCACAACAAGCGACUGGCAUCGGAGACAGACAACUCUCAGCGGUUGUUGGAUAACGAUUCCACCGUGCAGCUGAAGAUGAGGGAGCGACAGCGUUUCUUUGAGGAGGUCUACCAGCACGAUGUCGAUAACUACUUGCCCUCUGCUCACUUGCAGAUCGACAGCAGGAAACCUCCAAUGGGCAGUAUCUCAUCUAUGGAAGUGAAUGUGGAUGUCCUGGAGCAGAUGGACUUGAUGGAUGUAUCUGACCAGGAGGCUCUAGAUGUGUUUCUAAACUCGGGCUCUGGAGCAGAGGAUGGAGCGCUGGCUUCCCCACUGCCAGAGUGUGAGGAUGACGACGAAGAGGAGGAGGAUGAAGACGCAGAGGUGGUCUACAGGGAGCGUGCGCCUUUGAAACGGCAAAACGAAGUCCACCGCGGCACCAAGUCUCGCAUGUCGUCCACAUCGUCUGGUUCCAGUGACACCAGUGGGGCCGGAGAGGACACGCCUGUGAUCCAGUCUGACGAUGAGGAAGUCCACGCGGACACUCUGCUGCUGACCUCUGCUCCCCAAACCAGGGAUGAAGAAACAGAGGAGGAAGAUGAGGAGGAAAGAGGCCUUGCGAGAGAGGGCAGAGGAGUCUGACAUCCUUCAAUCUGAGUGUCUACAUUUGCGUUCCUUUCUUUUGGGGAGAACCUAAGCAUGGUUGACCUGGCUUUGAUUCAAUGUGUCUUCUGUACAACUCAAAAUCAUCUAUGUUCCCCGAGUACCUCUUAAAUACUCUGUGUUUGUGGAAAUCAGAAUGAUUUGUGCCAUCUGGCAAUUUAUAUACAUGAGUCAGAUCACUCCCAUGCACUUACAUGUUCUGGCCAAGAUAAUUUUCAGUUGAAUUUUGGCUCCUCUUGCUGUCUCCCCUCCUCCUCUCCAUUUUUUUUUCACGACUUCAGAGGAACAGGCUCAGAGCGGCCGUGUGAAGCCCGAAGGUGCCUGCGCUCGAACUUUAUGGGCAAAUCGCAAUUGAAAGAACUUAAAGCCGAGGGAAGCCAUAUAGUAUUCACUGAACAAAUGCAGACAUGUACAAAAUAGCACUUUAAGAAUUAUUAAGGCUGCUGCGCACAUGAGGAUUUUCAACUCUUAAUCAAUUUUAAAAAACGAUUUGAAAUCUUAUAAUCUUCAGAACACUAGAUGACUUGGCCAGACCAUCAGACCACACCAUCACCAUUUGUAGGAAACGAUAUUAAAGCGGCGAUUCCAGAGACUUGAAAUCUCACAGACACUUCAGGAAGAAACAUGGAGGAGGAAUUUUCAUUGUGAUUAUUUGCAUUUAGAUUACGUUUAGAUUGCAUUUAGAGAUGCUGGCACGGUCCAAUCGAACUGUGGUCGAUCUUUUUAUUUGUCUGCAAGUGGAAAAUGGCUUUGUGCCAUAGCAUUUAGAUUCCAAACCCUAGACUGCGUGUAAAGAUAGACGACGUAUCUCCAUUUCCUCCUUAACCUUAUCCAGAAAUGAAGCCAAAAUGUCCCAGAUAUGAUCUCUGCCAUCUUGCGUAUUUUGGAGCCAAAUGGUGGAUGAAACCACCGCAGUGAUGAGGUGUCAUUAGAUCAAUGUAUUUGAUGUCUACUUUUACUUUUUAGUUUGGUCCAGGUCCAGGUUUAUGGUUGAGGAUCUGUCAUGUCAUCCAUCUUUGUUGAUGGUUUAUGCCUCAAGCUGACAGCUCCGUACCACACAGCCAAGAGGUCAAACUGUGCAGGGACCAUUCAUCGUCCCAUUGUGUUUUCAGAUGAUCAACAUGAGGCAGAAAUGAGUAAAAUCAAACAAAAAGUUCCUUUUCCUCUACUUACCAUUAAUCGUUUGCCAUGUGCAUGUGCAGACAGUUUAUAGUAUCAUCAAAGGAGCUGUGAUGUAAAUGCAUGCUGUAUUUGUUCUUGUAAAUUAGUAUUUCAUAGUUUUUCAAACCUGUACCUACAAAGUGUUGCAUUACGGAACGUAUCAGCACCUGAAGCCAAGUUACUCCUCUCGUCCACGUGAGACGUAGUCUGACAGUUGAGUGUUUGUCAUGUAGAGAGUGAGGGAUUUCCUUGUUUAUGCCGUCUACAACAUGUGUGUUUGUGUUGGUGUGUCAGGGUGUGGGCGUGUGGAUGUGUGCGGUAGAUGUGGACCAUCAACCUUACAAGACAACCAUUUUGCAGUGUUAUUAAUGUUGUGCAUCUCUUACCCAAUCCCACAUCUUGCUAUGGACUGAAUAAAAAUAAGGCAGAAGUUAAACCUGUUGAA
Molecule: messenger RNA, 2773 nt
Organism: Pleuronectes platessa (European plaice)
Lineage: Eukaryota; Metazoa; Chordata; Actinopteri; Pleuronectiformes; Pleuronectidae
Product: dysbindin
Exons: 4
Coding region: 502-1146 (214 amino acids)
Biological process (GO): negative regulation of protein kinase activity
Cellular component (GO): cytoplasm
Source: RefSeq, a predicted model, not a curated record